GCGGCCGCCAUGUUAAUGUUAACGAUGACAGGAAGGAGAAGCUGGUGACUGCCGAGCCGGCUGCGGGUGCACAGAAGGGCAGUGGCGAUAUUUACGUUUUCGAACGAGGGCUCCGCCGCAGAUAGAUCAUUUCCAGACUCACGGCCUCCCCCUGGGCUCGGUACUGGGGCGACGCAGUUGGUUUGCCUGGGGAAUGAAGCUGUAAAGUGGUCGCACUGACUGGGGGUCGCUGCUGUGAAGACUCGCCGUGUUAAUCCCUCCUCUAGAGUUAUUUAUAGACAGGAACAAGGAGUUAUUUGUUUUAUUAUCAGCCUUCUAGUUGAGCCCGGAUCAGACAGGAUCUCCCCUUGUAUCCGCGGGCUCCUCCUGGUUAACCUUCUCCUGGCUCUGGAGUGAAACUUUACAUUAGUGUUUAGCUCGUUACACGAGAGAGCGAGCGAGAUCUCCGCGUUUCACCCCCGGGGGGCAGUUACUGAAUUCCUUCAUUUACCACCUUAGUGCUCUGCCUGCUAAACGGUGCGCAGAUCCGAUCAUCAAAAACAAAGGUGGAUUUAAAGCCCAUGUCAGAGCCCUGGUGCCCUCUCUCCACUGAUCACCGUGCGGGGCAUCUCCACUGGAUUUAAAGGGAUCCUCGUAAAAAUACCUUCACUCUAUCCGGGACCGAGUGGGGCUUUAACGCGGUGCAAGACCUUCUCGUAACUGGCUGUGCCCUCCCGUAUUGUCAAGAUGUCAAGCCCUGUGCCGGUGGAUAUGAUUAAUUUACGUCUAAUACUGGUAAGCGGGAAGACAAAAGAGUUCCUGUUUUCCCCAAAUGAUUCGGCAGCAGACAUUGCUAAGCAUGUCUACGAUAACUGGCCAAUGGAUUGGGAAGAGGAGCAGGUCAGCAGCCCUAAUAUUCUUCGACUCAUUUAUCAAGGACGGUUUCUCCACGGCAAUGUGACUUUAGGAGCAUUAAAACUUCCUCUUGGCAAGACAACAGUGAUGCAUUUGGUUGCCAGAGAGACAUUGCCAGAGCCCAACUCUCAAGGUCAAAGAAACCGCGAGAAAACAGGAGAAAGCAAUUGCUGUGUAAUCCUUUAAAUCUGGCUUCGUCUGCAAAGUGUGAUGUAAUAUAGUCUUUGUCUUUCAUGCUGCUGGAAUAGAGGAGACCCAUUGCUUCAAAGAACCUUAGAACAACCUGUCAUUGCAUCCAUGGAACUUAUAUAUUACAUGAACACUCAUAAAACGCUCUUCUUUGAAGAGAACAAGAACAUUCUCAUUCUGAUUUUAUUUUUUAUUUUAAGUUUUCUUUUUCUUGCAAAGUAAUUUUGUAGUAUAUUGUAUCCAACUUUUUCCUUUUUUUUCCUUUUUUUUUUCUUUCUUUCUAUGCAUUCAGUCUCCGUGGGAUAAAGUCAAUGUGUUCACUUAUACAGCAAGAAUAAUUAAUUCUGCAUCAAAACUGUCUGUAUGCAGAUACGCACUACCGUAUCAUAACGAUAGCUGUAGCCAUACACAGUCCUACAGUAGAAGACACUUUCAACACUGGAAAUCAAAGCUAUCAAAUUCCGGCUGAAAUGAAAGUAUUAGGAACAUGACUUCUACCCAGUCCAGUUAUAUUGGCCAUAGCGGCACGAGGUAGUAGCAGGAGAAAGACAACGGUUUCUAUUCAAGGAAAACAAAAUAAAUAAAAAAUAAAAAAAAAACUUAAUGUGCCUGUAAUCUGAAAGCACUCUUCAGAGGGCUCUGGAGCAAAUGUUCUGUACUAUUUGGUGCGCUCUUAUCUGACGCAUAUGUUGCAUGCAUGCCCAUACCAAGCAAACGAUAAGAGAGUGCCUUUCCUAGCCUUAAUAUGGGAGGGUUAAUUUUCCUGUAGUCCAUAAGCCUUUUAUUAUCGUACAGAGAUAUUAACAGAUUUACUAAUCGACUUUGUGUUUCUAUAUCAAGACGUAAUGUUUUUUCGGUGAUAGUCAUCCGUAAUUCACGCUUAAUGCCAUUUAAGUAGUAAAUGAACUUUAAGACAACUAGAAUCCUUCCCAUAGUACAAGUUUUUGUUUCCUUCUGUAUCCUGCAUAUGUACUAGUGCUUGCAAUGAUAUUAAACUUUGGGCAGAAAUGAAGAUGCCAUUUUUUUUUUCUUCCAUUUCAUAAAAAUAAUUUAAGACAUAAUAAAACAAAUAAAUAAAUAAAAAGGCGAUUUGCACAGCACUAAAGCGCAUGAAGCUACAUUCAUUUUAAACUGUAAAAAAUUUUAUAUUUUUCCACUAGGGAGGAGUCUUCCUGGUUGAAAUUACAAAUACGUGUAGAAUAUAUUUAAUAAAAAAAAAUUAUAAAAUGCAUUAUUAUAGAAUCUAACUGUAGAUUGGCGUAGUAUAAUAGAAAAAAGAAAAAUAUACCUAUAAAUUGCUUUUUGCCUUGGAAGACAGGUUGACCUGGUAUUCUGCAUACUUAAAGUGUUCAAAUCCCUUACAGACGUUAAGUGUAAUAAUUUUUUCCGAUGGUCAGCAUCAUUUAAUGUAAUCGGGUUAUUUUCUCCGUUAUGAUAGCUUUGACAGAAUGCUUUAAUAUGCAUUAGGUCUUCAAUAUACUGUUCAUACUGAUCUGACUUAAAUUUGUAUAGAGCCGUUUUAAAUAGAAAACAUUUGUAAAUAGCACUAAACAUUUUCUUCCUGCAACCUGUACUGAUAUAGAUUAUUCUGUAACUAAAUAAUAAAAAAAAUAUUGUAGUGCAUUACUGUUGAUUGUCUGGUGGUUAUGACUGGGACUGUGAUUGUUUAGAAAAUGUUUUGCUAAAACUGGAAGAUCAUUUCGAAAAACUAAAAUCAAUGCGCAUUUAUUUGGUUUCUGCAAAUUAAUCCUGCUGGUUACUUUUGUAAUCCCAUUGAUAGUGAAUUGUUAUGAGAUUUUCCUGUAUAGCUACAAUAAAGUCAAUUGUCACAA
Molecule: messenger RNA, 2915 nt
Organism: Spea bombifrons (plains spadefoot toad)
Lineage: Eukaryota; Metazoa; Chordata; Amphibia; Anura; Pelobatidae
Gene: UBL3
Product: ubiquitin like 3
Exons: 5
Coding region: 727-1080 (117 amino acids)
Molecular function (GO): protein binding
Source: RefSeq, a predicted model, not a curated record